Messenger RNA from Patella vulgata (common limpet), 1875 nucleotides. RefSeq lists its product as uncharacterized. Lineage: Eukaryota; Metazoa; Mollusca; Gastropoda; Patellidae. The record is from RefSeq and is a predicted model, not a curated record. The transcript has 10 exons. Bases 103 to 1548 code for a protein of 481 amino acids.
AUUUUACUGGUAAGAAGUUUAAAUAUAUGCUGGGCAGAUUAGAAGAGAAUGGAGGAAGUUUAAACAAUCGAUCGAUCGUCUAUUAGUUUAUCGCCCAUAGUUAUGGGAAUGGUUUCUGUUCUUUAUUUGACAAUGUCAAUAUUUUUAUUUAAAGGUAACCAGGUCAGAGGAAAUCGAUUCCCCGACACAAAACAAUCUGUAUCAUCAGUAGUUGGCUGUGACGCAGAUCUAAUUUGGGAAUCGCCUGAAAAAGACUACCGAAUGUCAAUCGCCAAGAUAAAAAACUCAAAAGAAGAACAAUUGGAUAAUAAUAUUAAGAAAUACUGGCUUGAAAGAACUCCAAGGAAUGUAAUAUUAACUAUAAAAGAACUUGAAAUGAAGGAUGCCGGGUAUUACAGAAUCACGAUUGGCUCUAAACAUGAAGACAUUAAUCUCAUAGUCACGGAUUUCCAGUGGAAGAAUAAUGUAACAGCUAAAUAUGUUCGUGUUGGAGACACCAUCGAUCUUUGUUGGGAAUUUGUGACAAAACGUCCAGCAGACACGAUUCGGUUAUAUAGAGCUGCUGCAGGUAUACGGCAAGUUCUUGCUCGGUGGGAAAAUGGUAACCAGCAAGCUAAUAUAGCAGACGGCAGAAUUAUACAGUGCUACUUCCACAAGUAUGGCAAUGGUGAUACGUACAGAGCAUAUUUGACUUUGCCAAAUAUAACAAUUGAUGACUUUAAAUAUGAGUACAUCAUAGAGGUAGCAUUCAAUGACAUUUGCUUGAAAACCGAAGAACCGGUUCAUUUAAAAAGAGAAGUCAAUUUCAAAUGGAUGUCAUCUCCAAAUCCAGUCAACUCAACUAUCAAAGACGAUGUGAAAUUAGUUUGGAAAUAUGACAGUUCAGAGUUGGCUAACAAGAUAAUAUUAACUCGGUAUAGCAAUAUAACCAAAGAGAGAAAACAGCUGGGUAUAUGGAACUUUGAAAAGGGGUUUCAAUCGAAAGUGGAAGGAAUAAAAUUCAACAAAUCAAAUACAAACCAAGAAGUAAAUAUCAUCAUGACGAUACAAAAUGCCAACAAAGAUGCAUUUGAUCAUUUUUAUGAAUGUCAGGUUUUCUAUGGUGUUUUCUUUAACAGCGUGUCUGGAAUUGAGCUCGUGCCUGUGUUACCACAUAUUUAUAGCGAUACCAUGGUGGUUAAAAGUCGACCUACAGAAGAUGUAAAAUUUGUUUGGCAUUUUCGAUAUGCAUUCCCUGUGUUGUGGGUUAGAUUUAGACGUUCUAGUGUUCAAAAUGGACCGGCUAAUGCAGAAUAUGACAUAGGACAUUGGCAUAACGAAACGUUUACACCAAAACUGACAGAUAAUGGAGGAAAGAGAAUUGAAUUUAAUAAAACAGAAGGUGAUGGAGAUGGGCAGAUAACUCUAUCCCUACUGAAUACAACCAAAGAUGACUUCAGCAAAAAAUAUUAUAUCAUUUAUUUGGCCUUCAAAGAUCUAGGAUUUAGCGAAUCUCACUGUAUAAUUCUUAAAGGUAAUAUUUGUCAUUCUGUAUAUCCAUACUGUUAGGAAUGUUAUGCAAGACGUUCCAGAACACCUUACAUGGUCUGUUUUCUACGUUUGAAUACUUGCUAUGGACCCAUAAGAGUUAAUGAUGGUCCUUUUUUUCAAUUUUGCAAGGCUGUUUUUUCUUCUUCUUCUGUGUACUGAACUGGGAUCCGCCCAGACCACAAAUAGUCCAAUGAAAGGUAUGGCAUGGUGAUGGCACACAGCUUAACAAGUUGACUAUGUACAGUUUGAAACAGGGUGUGGCGGUUAAAACUAUUUACAAAAGUGGCUGCUAGCGGUUCCCAGUGGAGGUCUUUCAUCAUCUUAGUGACACAUUCUGGUGUUCUG